Messenger RNA from Soboliphyme baturini, 807 nucleotides. The record is from the annotation of a GenBank genome assembly. Lineage: Eukaryota; Metazoa; Nematoda; Enoplea; Dioctophymatida; Soboliphymatidae.
AUGGCCCAUUUGGAGAAUGGUCCAGCUACCGGUGCCACCCAAUGUCUUAACAGUUUUCAGAAUGCAAGCGAGGAAACGGCUUUUGGCAUAAGAGAGAAUCCUCAUACUAGCAAAAUGCCCUCCGCUUUUCGUGCAGAAAUUCCAGUGAUGCAAAAUGUUGGUCAGAUAGCUUGUCCAAAGAGUGGGGCAGGUGCCGAUACUGACACUAAUCAGCAUGCAAGCAAAUGUGAAGACAUCAGUUUUGCGGCAAUGCAAUGCAACGUUGCCACUGUGAAGCCAACUGGUGUCGAACAAGAAACUGUAAUGAACGGUGCGUCUAGCCCUGAGUAUCUUCCUCAAGCAGACUUGGCCCCGUGCUACUUCAAAGCAAAUCCUGCGACAACAUCGCAGUGCCAAGGAGUAGAACAGCCUCCAGGCGGCACAUCUAAUACACCUGAUAUGAAAACGUGGCUGGAUGCUAUACUCGCGCAGGAAACACCAUUUCCUCAACAAGUAGCACCGCCCGCAACAAUCGAUGCUAAUUCGUAUUCAGCCGACAUAUCAACCCUUAAUUUUGAAAAUUUCGAGACAGACGUCUGCAACAAUACGAAGAACGAUUCAUUCCCUUCAGAGACGCUUGUUACGCCCCCGCCUAUCGAUGAAGAGAGUCUAGCGGCAACCAAUUGGUGUGUCAGAUUCAACGAAUCAGCUUCGAAUGAAGCAACACAAGGGACGAGCAAAGUACAGACACCGGAAACUGAAAAUGAACAUGAUCAGCAAAUCGACGAGUUCAUAAAAUUUUGUAAUGAUUGUAAUUGCCUGGUUUAG